UGACAGAAAAUAAUUCGACAUUUAUGCAUUAAUAACGACUAUUAUAUAAAUUACCUACAUAUGUAUACGUUUCGUUUAUGAGUAAUCGUUUGUGAAAAAAGAGAUUAAUCACUAAAACUUCCUGUUAAAAUGUAAUUUGCUAAUGGAAUGUAGAUCAAUAUAUAUCAUCUACCUAAUGUUAUGACACACUGAAAUGGACUUUACAUAUAACAGACAAGCAAGACUUGAAUCGUUCAAAGUUGCUUAGUUGGCAAUUUUUCAUUAAUUGAUUAAACAUUCUGUUCAUUAUGAAUAUUCUCUCAAUAUUUUAAUCGGUCUUUAUAAAUUCUAGUAUUAACUGAUUAAAGUUUUUAAAUGUAUUAAAUAUGAAAAUAAUAUUAUUAUCUCCUCUAUUCCUUGUUCGCAUUUAGCCUGUCAUGUAUCAUCAUUUACAUUGUCGCUAUAAUAAUUGUCAAUAAUAUUGUUACAUCCUAUUUAAUGGAUUACUAUCGUAGCUAACGUGAUCGUAUUUUUAAAAACUUGCAUUUUUCACGUCAAAAGUUUGCACGAACGUUUCGUAAAUAUUUAAUGUUCAUCCUUGGAUAAAAGUACUUGCAUCUACUCACGAGAAUUCAGUUAUUAACGAUUCUCGUAGUCUUUCGAAUGUUCUCGUAUGUUCCCUAUUGUUUUUCUGUGUGAUAUACGCGUGCACUAUUCGUGACGUUCUAGAACGAAGGAAAGAGACAAUCAAUUUGAACGCAAUGAAAAUUCUAAUGUAUUUAAAUGUUAUUUCUAUCUUUUUCCAUUUAACGGGAACUGAAAUGUACAAUAACGAAACGCUGUACAUUCCUUUAAUAAAAUGGAUUCGCAGCUACUAUUCGGCUUCUGCUGUCUUUUUGUUGCAUUCGUCUAGCGAGAAUAAAAAUUUCGAUGAUUGGAAACUAGCAUAUUUAUCACACACAUGGUCUCGUCUUCUUCAUCGUGAACAAAUUGCAACUUUAAGUAGCACAUUCAAGAAUAUUCACGCGCUAGAUAGAAAUAAUAUACUCCGACCGUUGGCCAUCGUUCUUAUAACCGGAUCUGACGCAGUUUUUGAGUUUUCAAAGUACUCCAAGUCCUUUAGAAUAUCGCAUUUUGCAUGGUUUGUGAUAUUCGUGCCUACGGCGAAGCUCGCGGAAAACUAUUGUUACGAUCCGCCGGGAAAUCCAUUUAAUUUGUUAUAUGACACUGAAAUGUUGGUAAUGUGUCCCGGUGACCCUGUUCUUCGUGAAUGGUAUUCCGUGGAUGGGAACAACACCGUCAUUUCCGAUUUAGUCAAGUGGUAUCCAAAGAAACAAUUGACGUCUCCAACAGCAGUUGUUAACUUGUUGUCCAACUUGACUCUGCACGAGAGGAGGAAUGACCUGAAAGGAAAAGUUCUGCGAGCUGUCACUAUCAAGGCAAAGAUUCACACAUUCACGCGUAACGAUUUAGGUGGAGUCAUCAGAGUUUUAACACGUACAAUUUUCGUUUGUCUGCCGCAGAAUUCGAUAUUCGCGACAAAAGAUGACAAGUUGGAAGGAUAUUUCAGUAGAGCGGUCAACGAGCUUGAAAAUUAUCUAAAUUUCACUCUCGAUAUCGUGACCGAGGAAAACGAAUUUGGGAGUUUCAAUGUGACGACGAAACGUUGGAAUGGCGCGUUUCGUUUAGUUGCUUCUGGAGAAGUAGAUAUCGGAUUGUCCGAUUUUUCGAUGACCAAUAUUAGGCUUGAUUAUGUCGAUUAUACGGUUCCUAUUAUUACUACUAGAGAUUGUUUGUAUUUUAAGCAACCAGAAAUGUCAGCGGUGAAAUGGCUUGCUUAUUAUAAGGCAUACAGUUUCGCGCUCUGGAUGUCUGUACUCGUGACAAUUAUAAUUGCUCAAUUUACUUUGGCUUUUAUAAGAUCUCGAAUAGAAUCCACUGAUCUAACCGUGGAAUUAUACCAUGAAUUUAUUCGAAUUUGGGGUAUAUUCUGCCAGCAAGGUAUUACAGAAGAAUUUCCACGGUAUUCGUCGCUAAGGUUAGCAUACUUUACCGUACUUGUUACCGGUAUAGUGAUGUUCGCCGCUUAUUCCGCGUCUAUGAUAUCCUUUGUAACAGCUUACGUUCAUAAUCUACCUUUCCACACGAUCGAGGAGUUUGUGAAUGAUGGUGCAUACGAUGUAAUCCUCAAUAAAGAUUCCGCAGAUUACGACAUGUUUGCCCUAUCGAAAGACCCCGUAUCGGAACAUAUGAUGGCCAAACUAAGGCCGAUACAUACUCUACCAAUCACCGUAGAAGAUGGAUUUCAAAAGAUCUGCGACGAUCCUACAUUAGUGUACUACAGCGGUUAUGGCAAACAAAUGCAGGAAAUAGCGAAUUUUCAUAUUCCUUGCGAUAUCGUCUGCAUUAACUCUGGCCGAGUGGAUAGUUUGUCCCUGAUCCUUCCGAAAAAUAGUCAAUUCACCUCGAUCCUGAAUUACUAUGUGCAGAAACUUCUGAACACUGGUCUAUUGAACCGGUUUAAGAACGAAGUAUUUUUCAUGAAGAAGAACAAAUUUCAGCCGGUUGGAUUUUAUAGCGUGGCAUCUGUGUUAAUAAUCUUUUUCGGUGGUGUUUCACUAGCCAUUGUUAUAUUAAUAGUAGAGGUGUAUUACAAUAGGUAUAGAAAAUCUAAAUAAUUCAAUCGCACAAUUAACAAAAGGUAAAUUCGUCAAUAUAUGCGUAUCAAAGUGUUGCCUCCCUUUCGGUUUGGCCGCCAAGGCCUACCCCUCGUUACACUGAUCUGCAAGAAACCCAAGGAACCACCAUAAACCGAAUCUUUCCAGCUUAACUUCUAUUCACACAAGUAUUUUCGGUUUAUGGAUAGUCCUUUGAACGGUCUUUGGGUUUAUUGCAUACUGUUGCUAAUUACGGAGAAAGCAGAUGUGCCCCGCGAAACAGCUGGUUUUUCCCAAGAACAAAGACACCCACGAGCCCAAUCGGCAGGAGACUUUCUCCUCGUAUUUUGUUUAUUAACAUUGGCUAUAACCAAUGGGCAUCGCGGAUCGUUACCCUCACUCACUUUUCUACCGAAAAGUGUGAACAAUGAAUCCGCGUCCUUAGUUCAGAAAGGGUACACCCACAUCGAGCUUUCCUCGAGUCAAGUCACUGUUCUUCUACUCCUCGGACAGUCAAGUCACUGCUCUAACAUAUCUCGGACUGUUAUUUCGCUCAUCGGGCAGUCACGUCUACUAUUCUAACACGUUCUCGGCAUUCAACGCGCUAACGCUAUCAACCCUCGGGUCAAUCAGUGUACUUUCCGCCGACAUCAAAACAUUUUCUGUCUAUGUUCUACGUGUUGUAAUGUGGUGUAAAUAUAUCUAUAUUAUAUAACUGUAGACUACAGUUAUUCAACAACAAACACCCCUAUUAUUCGAAAAGAAAUAAGGGGAUCGCUCUGCUCGCGGUGUCGAUUCGUAUAAUCGUAACGGGA
Messenger RNA from Bombus pascuorum, 3451 nucleotides. Its product is annotated as glutamate receptor 1-like. The record is from RefSeq and is a predicted model, not a curated record. The coding region runs from base 741 to 2657 and encodes 638 amino acids. Gene Ontology annotation, cellular component: membrane. Gene Ontology annotation, molecular function: glutamate-gated receptor activity. The transcript has 7 exons. NCBI's taxonomy places the organism in Eukaryota, Metazoa, Arthropoda, Insecta, Hymenoptera, Apidae.